GAAACCUUGGCGGGGAGACUCGGCCCCCAAAGCGGAGGCCGUUUGAGGUGUCCGCCGCAGCCGAUGUGGCCUCAUGGAUGAGUUGGUACAUGACUUAGCCUCAGCCUUGGAGCAGACAUCAGAGCAGAGCAAGCUUGGCGAACUGUGGGAAGAGAUGGCCCUGAGCCCCCGGCAGCAGAGGCGGCAGCUUCGUAAACGGAGAGGCCGGAAGCGCCGUUCAGAUUUCACUCACCUGGCAGAACAUACCUGCUGUUACAGUGAGGCCUCUGAGUCAAGUCUGGACGAGGCCAUUAAGGACUGUCGGGAAAUGGCACCUGUCACCAAUUUUAGUGACUCUGAUGACACAAUGGUAGCCAAACGGCAUCCAGCUCUCAAUGCCCUUGUUAAGAGUAAGCAGCAUUCUUGGCAUGAAUCUGACUCUUUUACUGAAAAUGCGCCUGGUCGACCACUCAGGCGCCGAAGGAAGGUGAAGCGAGUGACGUCAGAAGUGGCUGCCAGCCUUCAACAGAAGCUUAAGGUAUCAGAUUGGAGCUAUGAGAGAGGCUGCAGGUUCAAGUCUGCUAAGAAGCAGCGUCUGUCCCGUUGGAAGGAGAACACACCCUGGACCUCAUCAAACCGUGGAUUGUGUGAAUCAGCAGAAAAUAGGGCUUUCCUGAGCAAAACAGGAAGGAAAGAAAGAAUGGAGUGUGAAGCAGAUGAACAAAAACAGGGCUCUGAUGAAAACAUGUCAGAAUGCGAAACCAGCAGUGUGUGUAGCAGCAGUGACACGGGGCUCUUUACCAACGACGAAGGACGGCAAGGUGAUGAUGAGCAGAGUGAUUGGUUCUAUGAAGGAGAAUGUGUCCCAGGAUUCACUGUCCCUAAUCUUCUGCCAAAGUGGACUCCUGAUCACUGCUCUGAAGUAGAAAGAGUAGAUUCUGGAUUGGAUAAACUUUCGGAUUCCACAUUUCUUUUACCUUCUCGACCAGUUCAAAGAGGAUUCCCAGGGUACCAUGCCCGCUUGAAUCGUCUGCCGGGAGCUGCAGCUCGAUGCCUCAGAAAGGGACGAAGAAGGCUUGUUGGGAAGGAGACCAGCAUAAGUACUUUGAGUGCUGAAAGACUAGGCCCCAUCAUUAGUGAUCCUCGGCAGAAAGAUUUCUGGUUACCAUCAGCUGGGAAAAGAGAACGAAAUCAGUUUAAUCCACUUUCUCCCCUUUACUCUCUGGAUGUUCUUGCUGAUGCUUCUCAUCGAAGAUGUUCACCAGCGCACUGCUCUGCCAGACAGGCUAACAUUCACUUGGGACCCCCAUGUUCACGUGACAUCAAGAGGAAACGGAAACCAGUGGCCACAGCCUCUCUGUCAAGCCCAAAUGCAGUUCAUUCAGAUACAGUGGCGCCUGCCACACCAGCAUCCCAGAUCCAGAAGUCUCCCAGCUCUGAGUGGUUGGUCAGGACCUGUGCCACAGAGAAAGCCAUGGACCAGGCUGCAGCUACAUUUUUUAAAACGCCACAAGAAAAGAGCCCUGGAGGCAGCUAAAGAGCAGCAUUUCACUCAGGAGCUGUCUGGCUGCUGUGCAGACAAGCACUAGACUUUGUGUUACAGUCUUGCAUAUCUCUGACAUUCCCAGUCCUUUCACCACCAGGCUGACUCUCCUUUGGGCAAAGGAGUGGAAAAUCAUAUUGUGGAAAUUAACUUAAAAAAAAAAAUCAUUAAAAAAGUUAGUAAAGUAUUGGGGCAGCAAUUUAAAAAAACUCAUCCUAUGCUAUAUUUGUUAUACUACUAUUGCUGUCUCAAUAGUUACAGAGCGCUCCAUUUUAGGGCCUUUGCUUUUUUGCAGGCGUCUUUGUUCUUAAAAAAUCUAGUAACUGCUUUUGCAUACCUUUUGUGUGGAGUUUUUAAUUACUUGAGGACGUUCCAAAUUUGCAGACAGUCCAGAUAAAUUUUAACUCUGAGUUAAGGGACAACAUGGAAUUGUAUUCUGCGGGAGGUAAGACUUGCCUUUGAGCCUGGUCUUGAUUCACUCAGAGUCGAGUGCCAGUAACACAAGUCCACCAAGUUCUUAAUCUGGAGCCUCAGAAGAGACACCAGCAGCACAGGCCUUGGGAGUGUCUUCCAUUUUUCUAGAAGGCCUAAUAGGAUCGCCAGCAUCUACAUUGUAUUUUGUCUCAUCUCCAAAGUUCAUGUUCUACCAAAAGUCGAGAUAUAUAUAUACACACACACACACACACAUAUAUAUAUUUAUAUAAAAUACCUACACACACAUACACACAGAAUAGUGUAAUGAAAUGAUGAUUUUAAGUGCACAGCAAACUUCAAGUAGUCAGUGAAUUGUUUCUUAAUAUUUCAUGUUGCAUUUAACCUCUUUGUACUAACGGGAUUUUAUUGUUAGUAUUAUAGGCCAAUAACCUGUAACAGACAUUCAUACUCUGUUGUUAUAAUGGCUUAGAGCUACCCCUUGGGGAGGAAAAAUGUCUUUUUGACCUGCCAUUAUAUUUGGCGUGUUUAUGAUGGCUUAGCUGCAUGUAGAGUUAUAUAUACAGCCGUGCCUGAAGUUAGAUGCUACUUUGUCAAAAUGAAGAAUAAGUCACUGCCUACAGCUACUGGAGAGAAGCCAACCUUUUUAAAAAAGUAUUAUCAAGAAUGUCUGUCAUUCAAAGGCCUGGUUGACAGAAGGACUCUUUUUUGGUACUGUUGAGUGCUUUUUUCUCUGAUAUACACUGAAGCUUUUCUUUAAGUGCCCACUGCUCUGGUAAUGUUCUCAAGGAACACCUAUCCUGCACUUGAGUAUUUUCUGUGCUUAAGUAGAAGCCAGUGGAAUAGUGCCUUUCCGUUUCUCACACAGAAUGCAGUGGUAGGCUGCGCUCUCACGGUGUCCCUUUUGGAGAGAGAGUCUAUACCUGUGAUUGCUGCAGGAUAUCUGGAUCAGUGGGGUGGGUGUGAGUCUAGCAAGAAAGCAGGACGUACAGCUCAGUUUACAUAGCACUUUAUGUAAGACUAAACAUUGUCAGUUAUUUUCUACAAGGAGUGUGGUGGAGGGAGCAGGGCGAGAUGACUGGUGAGGAAUGGUGCCAAAGCUACCCUAGUACCCCUGGGAGCCGUCCCUGCCUCCUCUACAGUGAGGCUGCGUGCUCUGGGCUGCUCCCACAGCAGAAUAGAAACUCAGAUAUAAAUAUAAAAUGGCACCGUUAAGUUUUAGUGACGAAGUUAGGUUUUGUUGUCAUUUCCUUUCUUACCUUGGUCCCCAUAGUGCCCCGAGGCACACAUUUCAAACAUAGUUUGUUGGAUUUAAGGGAAAAAAAUAUUCCCCAAGCUCUGUGGCUCCUUGGUGCUAUGACAGCGGCUUAUUUGAAGACCUCUGCAGUCCAGGGAGCAGACAUGUUGCCUAAUGGUUUUCCUUUUAACCUAUGAUUAAAAAUAAUUUAUAGCUACAAUUUUAUUUGCAUCACACCUCUGUGAUGUAAAGGUAAGUGACCGCUCCCAAGAACAGUCACGAAGUUUAGUGACUUGCCCAAAAUCACAUAAUCAAGAUUAUAAUCCCAGAUUUUCAGACUUUUUAUGCCUGCAUUUAUAAUCGUUGGUUUCUACUGCUAUAUGAGUUGAUCUGAGACCCGUAUCUGUGAAACAAUGCUGUGAAUGUCAGCCAGCUUUUGGGUGUGCUUAUCUACAUAUUUUGAAUAGUUUCAGUAGGGAUCACCCCAAAAUGCCAUUUCUUACUAAAUGGGGAAGAAAAUUAAUUGCCUAAGAGGAGAGUCAUUAAGCAUAUAAUACAUUUCCUAGCACAGGGUUGUAAAUUGUGCUCUUCAUUUUAAGCCACCGUUUGAGCUCCUGUACAAAAUUAUCAGCUUGCUCUGCUUGUUUUCUGUAGGAAUCAAUUCCAGAGAAAUAACUUUAGAAUUGAGUAUUUUGAAUUCUAAAAUUUAAAUUUCCUUUUUUAUGGCACUGUGUAAUGUCAUACUUUUAAAGACAUUUCCAUCAGAUUCAACAAGAUAUUUCAAAAUUAUGGGCUUUUUAAUUGGUGGAAAAAACUGGUUCCUUUGAGGAAGCUUGAGCUCACAUGUGUUUGAUCUGCUCAAAAGUAAUAAUUGAAGCUGUGUUCUUAUUUCAGGGGUCUGAUUUACCCCCGUGAGCUGCACUCUAUCCUAAUCUUAUGUAUUUUCCACAGCAGACAGAAGUCAAGACCUCUACUUGCAUGAGCAUCAUUCAUAAAAAUUUAGUUUUGCUUUUGGGCUUAAGGGGUUUUGAGAUUAUUUUUCAGAUGCAAUAUUUUAAAGGAAGGAAAAUCACUUGUAUCCAUUGCAUUUUAGUGGAAGGGUUCCAAAGAGGAAAUUAGUAGUUAUUUACAUGGCACCAAAUUUGGGGCAGGCAGUGUAUGAUCGUUGAAUGGUCAGUGCUUGUUAAUCAACCUUUGCCUUGAAUUCUUUAGAAAUUUAAUUCUGUUGAAAAUUUCAAAUGACAUGGUUUAACUAGGCUGUGAAAUAGACUAAGCAAGGUCAACAAAACAACAAAAACCAACUACUUAAUGUGUAUGGCAUCCUUUGCUAAGUAAAACUUCAGACUUAGUGACAGGUCAUUAAAUUCUUACUGAAACUCAAGUUGAUUAAUGUGACACAUUUGCAUUUGGGAAGAGAACACAGUAGAGACAGAUCGGGCAGUUCUGAUGCUGCACGGUAAAGGGGCAGAGUUAGUGCAGAAGUCAUGGAGACAUGAACAAGUCACCAGGCCCUGCGGGGGGAGCGGGCAUUGUCAUUGCUGAUGCCAUGGGCUCUCUGCUUAGUUUCCUGGUGAUGUGUGAUUCACUUCAGGGCUUUGUUUUAUUUUGGCUUCAUUACCGAGGCCCUGAAUCACACUUUUUCUUGGGGAGAGGGCUGUGUAAAUGUCCUAGAUUAGAAGCAGGACUCUGUUCGCUGUGUGUCUGUUGAACCUUCCUGAGCUUGGAUCAAAACUGAGGGACUUACUCUUAACCGCUGGCCUCAGUUGAGGCUUAGCUUUCAAGACACCUGUGGUUCCUGGGAUGGUGGGAGGGGUGGUGGAAGCAGUUUGCUCUUGCUGUCAGCUGCAACCUUUGUUAACUGUGGAGCUACCUGUUUCGUUUGUCAGUAUUUCUUUAUCUUCCAGUCCAUUCUGGACAGAUACUGGUGAGGGCAGCCACACAUGGGUUCCCACUCACUAGGAAGCUGGUACGUAGUAUAAUAUGUUGAAAUUGGUGAGUUCUGUCACUACCCCUAAAUGCAAGUGGCCAAGAUGCUUUCACUUACAUCAAGGUCACACAACAAGAUGGGUGUCACAUGCCUAGAAACAGCAACAUUUUGAAAGAAGCAAGGAAAAUGAUACUGCUGAAGAAAAGUUUUUAACAAACCCAGGACAACUAACCUUUCGCCAAGUGAAAUUUUCCUGCCAUUGCCAGUAGAUACAAUAACCAUUGAUAAAAUGCCAGGUAUAUGGAAUAAAUUUUUUUCAAACAGUAUUAAAGAAUGGAGAAGAUCCUAAAAAUGUCCACCAGGGAGAGCAAUGUUGGCGAGAUACCUGGAAGUAAGAAAAGGGGAGACGGCCGGAGCAGGGGUCCUUGGGGCCCUGGGCCAACAGCCUCAGCACAUUCUCGCACCCACCAGACCUACCGAAUCAGAAUCAGGGUGAAGCCUGGCAAUCUUUGCUCUAGCCCUUUGGGGAACUCCAGUGCGUGCUAACGAUUAGAACCACUGGCUUUGCCACAGUUGAAAAGUUUUAAUAUAUUGGUAACCCUCUAAGCUCUGAGGUGCCCUUUAUUUCCCUCCGUAAGUAUAGAAAUGUUUUGUGUAUGGUUCUUUGCAGAAAUUGUUAAUGUCUGUUUCCUGCAAUUUUCUCCUCAAGUUUCUGAAAAGAUCCCCUGGCAAUAUUGAGAAAGGUUGAUGUGGAGAAAAAACCAUCAAGGCCAUAUUUGGAUGGGUGGAAAUCACCUUUUAAAAGUGAAUUAAAAUACAGCAAUGAAUUUUCAGCUUGUGAUGGUCGUUUUUCACAA
Condylura cristata (star-nosed mole) is the source of this 5975-nucleotide messenger RNA. RefSeq names its product G patch domain containing 2-like (gene GPATCH2L). The record is from RefSeq and is a predicted model, not a curated record. NCBI's taxonomy places the organism in Eukaryota, Metazoa, Chordata, Mammalia, Eulipotyphla, Talpidae. The transcript is spliced from 11 exons. Bases 74 to 1516 code for a protein of 480 amino acids.